Molecule: messenger RNA, 699 nt
Organism: Apiotrichum porosum
Lineage: Eukaryota; Fungi; Basidiomycota; Tremellomycetes; Trichosporonales; Trichosporonaceae
Exons: 1
Coding region: 1-699 (232 amino acids)
Molecular function (GO): hydrolase activity, acting on halide bonds, in C-halide compounds
Source: RefSeq, a predicted model, not a curated record
AUGACUGCGGCACCUACUCCCCAGGUCUUGUGCUUUGACGUCUUUGGCACCGUUGUCGACUGGCACGGCACGAUUGUCAAGGAGAUGGCCCACAUUGCACCUCAAGUCGACGGCAGCAAGUUUGCCAACGCCUGGCGCCAGGGAUACGCUCCUGCCAUGAAGGCCACGAUGGAUUCGGGUCAAUGGCGCCUCCUUGACGAGCUCCACAUGGACAUUCUGAAGAGUAUCUGUCCCCAAUUUGGGCUCGACUUGACUGCCGAACAGCUCGACCACCUCAACCAUGUCUGGCACCGUCUCGACGCUUGGCCCGAUUCGAGCACGGCCCUCAAGCGGCUGAAGACCAAGUUUACCCUCUCUCCCUUGUCCAAUGGCAGUAUUGGGCUGCUCACACACAUGGCCAAACGCGCCGACCUGAACUGGGAUGUGAUCCUCUGUUCCGAGGUCUUCAAGGCUUACAAGCCUGAUCCGCGGACUUACAACGGCGUCGGCAAGGUCCUCGAGGUGCCCAACGACCGCGUCAUGAUGAUAGCAGCCCAUCACUCCGAUCUGGACGCGGCGCAGGACUGUGGCUUGCAGACGGCCUACAUUGAGCGGCCGACAGAGUAUGGUGCCGACAACAUCAAGGAUGUGACUCCGCAGCCGCGACACCCCCUUCACUUUCGCAACUUGGGUGAAGUGGCUGAUUACUUUGGCUGCUGA